This is a messenger RNA of Serendipita indica DSM 11827, 1704 nucleotides long. Lineage: Eukaryota; Fungi; Basidiomycota; Agaricomycetes; Sebacinales; Serendipitaceae. The record is from the annotation of a GenBank genome assembly.
AUGUCCGAAAAGGAAAAAGAGAGUAAGCCAGAGAUCGCUUCGGCGACAGAGGCAGAGGCCACUCGCGUCAACAGCAGAGCAUCAGCUCGUCCAGCAGAAGAAGACCUGCCAUAUGAGAGAAGCGCCGCAGUAGAAGAAGAGGACGAGAGCAAGUAUUAUCUCUCCGGUGCUCGUCUCUGGCUCGUCCACGUUGGAAUUCUCCUAUCUGUAUUCCUCGUCGCGCUCGAUCAGUCCAUCGUCUCCACUGCUCUCCCCAAGCUCGCUUCAGAGUUUAACGCCCUCGAACAACUCACAUGGGUCGUCUCUACUUAUUUUCUUACUCAGGCUGGGUUGAUGCUCUUCUUUGGCCAAGUUCUCACUUUUAUCUCGUCCAAAUGGAUUUUCCUUAUUUGUAUCGUCAUCUUUGAGAUUGGCAGUCUCAUCUGCGCCGUGGCUCCAAACAUUCACGUUCUCAUCUUUGGGAGAGCCAUCCAGGGUGUCGGUGGCUCUGGAGGAUACGUCUCCAUCCUCACCGUCAUUGCCCAAAUCGCUCCCUUGAAGCUUCGCCCAAUUCUACUCGGCUCCUUUGGUGCUGUGUUUGGCAUUGCUUCCGUAUUUGGGCCGUUGCUUGGUGGCGUUUUCACAGACCGUCUGACAUGGCGCUGGUGCUUUUGGAUCAACCUGCCGUUUGGAGCCAUCUCUCUAGCCGCUGUGACGAUUUGGCUUCCCGCACAUCCUCCCACCACAUCAGCCGAAGGCAAGGACAAGACGUUGUUGCAAAAGUGGAUUUCGCUAGAUUGGAUUGGCACUGUCCUUUCGCUGUCUAUGACGGUCUGCCUCUUGCUCCCACUUACAUGGGGAGGUGUCACACGACCAUGGAACGACCGCGUCGUGAUUGCUCUGUUUGUCACAUUUGGUGUACUCCUUGCACUUCUCGUCCUCUGGGAGCGUCGUCUCGGAGACCGUGCGAUGAUGCCCAUCUCAAUUCUCUUCCGACGAACUCAAGUGAGCGCCGGCAUUGCCAACUUUUCGAUCAUGUUCAUCGGCAUCUUCUACACGUACUAUCUACCCUUUUUCUACCAAGCCAAGGGCCGUACAGCAGAACAAAGUGGUAUUGACAUCUUACCGCUCAUGAUGGGCACCGUCCUCGGUUCCGGACUCGCUGGUUAUCUCAACAGCGCGACAGGUCGUUACACCCCUUACCUCAUCGCUGGACCCAUUCUCUAUGCGAUUGCUGCUGGACUCUUCUUCACGGUCGACGAGUUUACGUCGAAUGCAAAAUUGAUUGGAUUCCAAAUCCUUUUCGGUGUGGGCGAAGGGUUGGCCUUCCAGCAACCUUUGGUUGCGAUUCAGGCGGAAUACGCCGAUACGCCUGCGCUCAUCCCACAAGCGUCCUCAAUGCUCACCUAUCUACAACUCCUCGGUGCCGUUGUUGGAAUCUCAAUUGCCGGUGCCGUCUUUGGAAACCAACUGAGCAAAAAUCUGGCGGCAUACCAGGCCCUGUUUGGACAAGAGGUCAUCGAUGGUCUCAAGCAGUCCGUCACUGUCAUCUUCAUGCUCCCGAAACUAUUGCAAGGAAUCGUCAUUCACGCCUAUGUGGACGCCCUUCGAUACGUCUUUAUCAUUGCCGUUCCUCUUGCGGGAGUCACGAUCAUCUCUGCAUUCUUCAUCAAGAACUAUAACCUCAAGGAACGUGGUGUCAAGCCUGGUGCGGCAGUCGCAUAA